This is a messenger RNA of Heterotrigona itama, 4808 nucleotides long. The record is from the annotation of a GenBank genome assembly. NCBI's taxonomy places the organism in Eukaryota, Metazoa, Arthropoda, Insecta, Hymenoptera, Apidae.
AUGGACACUAAGACUCCACCGAUCCCGUUGAAGGUCCAGGAGAAGCCGAAACCGAAGCAGCAGGAAAGUGUGGCCGAUGUGUCCUUGCCCCCGCUGACACCAUACAGGAACCACCGACAGAAACAGAAAACCCCUGGAACUCAGUGGUCGCGUGAUGUACCCAGUGCUAUACGGUAUCAGGAUCAUCAGAAAAAAAGGCCUUACAGAGUGCUUCAAAUCGGUGCGACGCCUUUGAUGCACGCUUGUCAACAGGGCGACAGAGCAAGAGUUCUAAGAUUGUUGAAAGAACAAGAGGAAACAAUUGGGUACAGAGAUCGCACUCUAAGGAACGCGCUUCACUAUUGCAUGGACGCUGGAACCGGAGGUGCCGUCGCUGCGGCGGCACCGGAACUGGUAAAUGCACCAGAUGCAGAAGGACACACGCCACUUCAUUUAGCUGUCAUCGCAGGUGAUACGCAAUUAGUGGCUGUUUUACUGGCGAAUGGUGCUGACGUGAAUGCCAAGGAUCUGGAGGGACACAGCGUUCUUCAUUGGGCUACCGUAUGUGGGGAAGCAGAAUGUGUUCGCUUGGUAUUAGCAGCGGGUGCAAGACCGUCGACGCCCGAUCUCCGUGGCGGAUCUCCUCUUCACUAUGCCGCUCAAUGUUGCGGUGCAGCUGCGACUGCGGAACUUGCUGUACCUAAGAAAGUAGGUUUAAAAGUUCUCCAGACCCUUUUGGAAUUCGGCGCCGACGUGAACGCGAAAGACGAGGACGGAAGACAGCCAAUUCUAUGGGCAGCAAGUGCCGGUAGCGUGGAAGCUGUGUUGGCUUUGGCUAGAGCCGGUGGUUCAGCUGCCGCAGGAGCUGCGGACAAAGAUGGCCUGACAGCUCUCCAUUGCGCCGCUUCCAGAGGUCACGCUAGAUGCGUCGAGGCUUUGGUGAAUCUCUGUGGAGCUCACCCUGAUCACGUGGACGAUAAUGGAUGUUCGGCUCUUCACUACGCCGCCACUCUUGGCCACGCUGAUGCCACAGCUUUGAUUCUAAAGUUAGGAGCCGAUCCGAAUCGUCAGGAUCGAAAGGGUAGAACACCAGCACUUUGUGCGGCAGCAAAGGGCCAAUUAGAGACCUUGAAGAUCCUUGCUCAGCACGGUGGUUCUCUUUACGCGAGGACCAUACGAGGAACCGGUGUCGCCCACGAAGCCGUCGCUUCCGGUAGAAUCGAGUUGAUCAAAUGGUUGGCGAAGAAACGGCCAAGCACUUUGGACGUAGCCACCCACGAUGGCAAGACACCUCUGCACGUGGCUGCCCUUCAUGGACAUCUGGACGUGUGCAAAGCCCUUCUAGACAAUGGCGCGAGGAUCAAUGCCGUCCUUCGAACUAGCAAAGGCAAUCUGAUGACAGCUCUGGACGCAGCCCUUUACAGAGGGCACCGAGAUUGCGCGAAAUUAAUUCAGAUGCACGGUGGUACCACGGCGCAGAAACUGCGGAUGCAGAGAACUGUACCGAAUAAAGUGUUCGCGACGAAACUGCGAAUGAGGCACGUCGACAGCAGUACCGAUACGGAGAGCAGCCCUCGUAGACGAGAUCGUAGCUGUCAGCUUCCGGAAUUGUACUACGAGGAACAGUGGAUUAAAAAGAGAACGCGACGAAGAGGUAAUCUGAGGAAAUUAGCACGUCAGGACAGCCGGAGCUUCAGCGAGGAGGAAGUUCGACUGUCAAAAUCGUCUUCGAAGAAAGAUCGUCAUCGAAGAAGAGCUCGCAGUGAAUCGGCACGAUACGAAGAGGAGGAUACCGAUCGAAAAUUGAGGAGGAAACGAAGUAAAAAACGAUCGUCCAAAUCCAGACGCGAUUCCAGCGAAACGUCCAUAGAGUCGGACAGUUACGAACACGUCGAGGAUACGUCGAGACAGAAGUUCGACUCGCGAAAGGACGAGAGCAAAAUGGACAGAAGCAACGGGACGGAGAGCCGAGAGAAUUUGAAAAGAGACGACGACGACGACAACGACGACGACGACGACGAAAGCGUGAGCGAAGAUAGCCUGGAAGUGGUGGUGGUGCGAAAAUCUUUGGAGAGGAAAUGCGAAAAGGUGGUAUCUGGACGAAGAUCAAAGACGCCCAGGGAAAGUUCGAAGGAGACGAAAUUCACAAAGACGCAGAGAAGCACUAGAAGAAAAUCGCGGUCCAACAAGUUGAAAGCGUCGGACAAUGGCGAGGGUAUAACCGGUCGAGUACAUUCGUUCGACAGGGAGCAAGGAGCGAAAGAAUCUACGCUCUGUGCCGAGCAAACUCCUAGAACGUCGAUAGACGAAGAGAAGGAAAAUGGGGGAAGUAUCGUUGAAAGUCGAUAUCGUAAAGACGUGACCGAUAGCACCAGCCAAGAAACGGUGGAACGUGUCGUUGUGACAGCGAUGGUUCAUAAAGAUCAAGGACCAGACACGCCAAAAUCAGUAGUUGAAGCAUCGAAAGAAGUCACCUUCGACGAUAGAUCAAGGACGGAAGUAAUCGAGGUGCAGGAAAUCUCCAGGGGAGUUAGUUCGGACAUUUUGGAACAAAGCGACGUAUCACGUAACGAUCUCGUGCAGAAAGCUGCCAGUUUAAAGAAAGACGUUGAAGAAAUGAGGCAACAGGCUGCACAGGAGAAAGUUCAACGGGAAGAAGAUUCGAGGCAGAGCCAAGAGAGAAAAGACUCCAAGCAAGAUCGAUGCGAGGAGGGUGCUAGUCGAGAUCAACAUGUAAAAUUAGACGAGGAUAGAGAAGAUGCGAAAAAAGUAGAUGACACGAGAAAAGAUCAGGAUCAAGCCGUUAUCAGUGAUGGUACAGAGAAGAAAGAUGAGAGUGAAAAAGGCAGGUUAGAUGUACGCGAGACGACCGAGUCGGAAAGUCCCACGUUGGAUUCGCUGAGCGAGCAGCAACGACGCCGGAGUCGACAGGAAGACAAACUCGUUUCCAAAUCAGACGGUACGUCGUCCGAAGCGAAAUCUGAUAAGGAAACCCACAAAGAGAAAACGGGCGUAUCUGAGUCCACUUUGACGAAAGAAUCGGAAAAGACGAGCAAAUCCGAAAGUCCAAAGAGCGAGAAAAACGUACAAAAAGGAGAUGCUACUCCGAGAACAGCGGUGGAAGACGUUUCGCCGUCGGAAGGAGAAGAAAGAAAAUCGACAUCCGAAGAAAUCAAAAGCAAAUCGAAAGCAAAGCCUGGAACCGUAAAGAGGAAACCGUCGUUCGACGAAAGAAGAUCAAAAUCCUCGUCCUCCAAGUCGGACGAAAGCCCGAAAAAGAGCGGUGGGACUCAGAAGAGAAAAGAAUUCAGCAAGAAACGCGAAUCUUCGGCGAAGAAGGUCUCUAUGAAAUCCUCGGUGGAAAAAGGGAGUAAAUUAGGUACAGAGAAGACGUCAGAAGUGCAAAAAGCUGAGGGAAUUCGUGUCGACAGCGCACAAACGAGAGAGACGUCGACCAUGUUAACGAAAAGCUCAAGCAAGGAAUCACCGGAUGAAAAGGAACAAAAAGCAGAUUCCGUUCGUAGGAAGUCAGUCGACUUUUCAUCCUCGAAAGACUCUGCGUUAGUGGAAGACGAUAUCGAAGACAAAUCGUUGAGCGCGGAUACACCGACUGCUACGAAAAGGAAGAUGGACGACGAGGAGAAAACUGACGAAGACUCGGUUCCGGCAAAGUCGAAUAUAGACGAUCAAAAGGAGGAAGACGAGGCGAAGAAAGUGAAGAAACGCCCCGUGGAGGAUGCACUGGCGACAGACGAAACGUUUCGAUAUAUCGACGAGAGUUCCUCGAGUUCUCCGAAAUCGGCGCAAACCAGACGCUCGAGACCGUCAACGGGAAAGAUUAGAAAAACCGGACGACCAUCGGCGAGGAAAUGUUUGUUCGAAAGUUCAGAAGAUCGUUCUCCAGACAGGAGUGCGAUAGUGGCGGUGAUCGAGAGUCCAGAGUGGGACGAAGAAGACGAGCAGAUCGACAAGGAGAUCAGAGACGCUAUCGGGGAAGAUGCGGAACACGAAACGGAACCUGAGGAUGAUAACGAAAUGGGUGUCGUCAGAAUGCUGCCAAGCACGAGCGAGGAAGAGAUGUCUCGAGCUGGUCAUGAUGUUUGCAGAACUUCGGCAACCGACACGUUACCACAGGUGCAAUCCAGUACUCGAACUCGUCUGACGCGAGUUCAAAGUCCUCAGGAAAAUAGAACCAGUCGAUUGCAAGGGAAACAACGUCGCGAUAGCGGCGGCAGGGAUAGUGGCAUAGAACCUAGCCCUAGGGUAUCGAGGAUACCGAGAAGAAGAAUCAUGAAGUGCUGUCCGAACACGGAUAAGCAACAGUCUCUUAACAUGGAUACUAUAACAAGAGACGUGCAAAUCAGUUUACGAAGAUAUCACCUGGAAAGGAAGAUAUUUUUUCAGCUGAUGGAAUUGAAAAGAUUACAGAUACGUCAUGGCAGAGCGAACGAACAAGUUUUAGUUAAAAGACUGACACUUCGAGGCUUUCUUGUACGAUCAGCUGAGGAAACUUCAAAAAAGACCAGCGACUCCAGAUUUCUGUAUGGAAGCGAAACAAUGCAUCCAGAAAACCCAUCGCUGUCAUCACGCCACAAGUGCUUACACUUCCUUCCCUGUGUACACAUAUCGUGGAAGUAACACAUGGAGAAGAAAAGCAAAUAAUAGCUCUUCCAGCUGAAAGGUUGGAUCGUUCGAAAAAAUAUUACGUAACGUUCACUGUACGAGGAGAAGCGCAACAAGAAACUGAGAAGCCGAAAUCGUCGAUCGGUAUACAAAGGAAUGCCAAAAGCGUUUAGAAAGUCUUCAAUUGUUAACUAUAUACAUAUCGA